CUCUCUCUCUCUCUCUCUGGACUUCUUUCCAGUCUUCUUCUUCCUUUGGAGAGGAUCCAUGGAGAUUGAAUCGGCUGGACAGCCUAGGCAGACGCUUAAGCAGAUGCUGCUGGACGCCAGCAAUUUCUCGUCCCCUCGCGCGGUGCUCGACGCCCCUUUCGACCACAAUUGCAGCAGCGGCAGCGAAUCCUACUACGCCUACGCCGACACAAUGAGCAUCCGCACAGGCUUCCUCCAUGAUCACCAUCGACACCACCACCACCACCACCACCACCACCACUUCCAUGAUCUUCUCGACGAGCGCCUGAAUUCCCACUCAAACACAUCGCCCUCGAGCAGCGGCAGCGAGGACAGCAAUCACAGCGCCCGCUGCUUCACCGUGUUCCGCCGGCUGGGCACAUUUCCCAGCGAUCGACGGAGCUCCCGCAAGCUCCGCACGUCGAGCUUCAAGCUCAUGAGCAAAGUCGCGCCGCUGGCGGUCGAAUCCAAGAAGCUAAAAGGGGCCAAAUGGAAGCAAUUCCGAUACGGCGAGAUCGAGUCCGCGACAGGCUGCUUCAAUCCAGAGAAUUUGAUCGGCAAAGGUGGCUACGCGGAUGUUUACAAGGGAUGCCUGCCAAGUGGCGAGCUGGUGGCCGUCAAGCGCCUCACAAGGGGCGGGAAAGAGGAGCAGGGCACGAGUUUUCUCACGGAGCUGGGCGUCUUGGGCCAUGUUUCUCACCCAAACGCCACGCCCUUGCUAGGGUUUUGCGUCGAUGGCGGCCUCUUCCUCGUGUUCCACUUCUUCCCCCAUGGAAGCCUCGCCGCAAUGCUGCACGGUUCUCGGCUCAUGGAGUGGCCCGCACGCUUUAAGGCCGCGAUCGGGACAGCCAGAGGUCUUCACUACUUGCACUCGAAUUGUCGGCGCAGGAUCAUCCAUCGGGAUAUCAAGUCAUCCAACAUUUUGCUCGGGUCAGACUUUGAGCCGCAGAUAACUGAUUUUGGCCUGGCGAAAUGGCUGCCAUCGGAAUGGACUCACCAUACGGUUCCAGUGGAAGGGACUUUCGGAUAUCUCGCUCCGGAGUACUUCUUGCACGGCAUUGUCGACGAAAAGACGGACGUGUUCGCGUUUGGAGUGCUGCUCUUGGAGCUCGUCACCGGUCUAAGACCCAUUGAUAGCACUCAGAAAAGCCUAGUCAUGAAGGUGAGACCGCUGCUUGAAUCAGCUAACAUUCAACAGCUCGUGGACGGUCGCCUCAAAGGUGCCUACAACUUAAGCGAGGUGCAAAAGACCAUUCUUGCGGCACGGCUUUGCAUACGACAGUCUGCGAUAGCACGUCCGUGCAUGGCAGACGUCGUGAAGCUUUUGGUCGAAGGAAGGCCAGACCUCAAUCUCUCGACUCAAUCCCACUCUCUGUGGGACAAAUUCGACGCGGACGACGAGUUCGCGUUAAGUUUCCAGGGCAAAGACAUGAGCAAGUACAAGGCUCUGGCUUUUGAUUCUAGCGAGAGCCCGGAUCUUGUAUGAGACCAGUUCUUGUUUUGGUUUUUGGAUGCAAAGUAAAACAUUCUUCGUGCAA
Selaginella moellendorffii is the source of this 1556-nucleotide messenger RNA. RefSeq names its product receptor-like cytosolic serine/threonine-protein kinase RBK2. NCBI's taxonomy places the organism in Eukaryota, Viridiplantae, Streptophyta, Lycopodiopsida, Selaginellales, Selaginellaceae. Gene Ontology annotation, biological process: protein phosphorylation. Gene Ontology annotation, molecular function: ATP binding; protein kinase activity. The coding region runs from base 59 to 1504 and encodes 481 amino acids. The record is from RefSeq and is a predicted model, not a curated record. The transcript is spliced from 7 exons.